CUCCGGUCUGAGAAUGUCCGUAGAACCACACAUUCAGGAAAUACCGCCAGAUUACCAGGAGGUUGUGGCAGAGGAUCAAAGUGAAAAUAAAGCAACAGAUAGAACAGACAACGUGAAUGUUGGAUUUGAACCGGACAUUGACAGAAUCGAGGUGGCAGUCGAGUCGACAGAGGGAUCCAAGAAAGGCGGUAUAACAGGUAAAACAACUCCAGCAGCUUCAUCAGUCAUACCGUCCUCCAGCACCAGUGAAAAAAAGGCCAGCAACAUCCAGGGUAUGGAAACACUCACUACCCAGGAGGAAAAGAUGCUAUCUGUGCUACGUGACGUCGCACAGAAAUGUACAAAUGCUAAUCCACUGAAACGCCCAACUGCAGAGCAGGUAUUGAAAAUGCUUCAAGCCAUCAAUCCGUAUCCCGACGAUUAUGAUGACGACGAUGUAGACGAUGACGAUGCCGAUGAUGGCGACGAUGUUGAAAUGAAGUACAAGGUCGAGGACGUAGCCGUCACGAAAAUUAGAAAUGAAAUUGCGCUAGUAACGUCCUAAGUAAUACUACCUGCCAUAUCAAGGGGAUCAUUUACAGACAUGUCCGUAUUAUGGUCAUUUUUUACAGUCAACUUCCUUUUCCGGUUCGUCCAUGCAUCCUGCGUGAAUCAUAACCUGGUUUAGAGUAAUGACUCAGUGUUAUUUUCAACAUAUUUCCUUUUGUCUAGAAGUUUUUUUUGUCGAUGUUUAACCUAUCUCUUUUAAUAUGAUAUGUUACGUCAUCAGUUUUUAAAGCACAUUUUUUACUAUUGGUUUUUGAAU
Ylistrum balloti is the source of this 805-nucleotide messenger RNA. RefSeq lists its product as uncharacterized. NCBI's taxonomy places the organism in Eukaryota, Metazoa, Mollusca, Bivalvia, Pectinida, Pectinidae. The record is from RefSeq and is a predicted model, not a curated record. Bases 14 to 544 code for a protein of 176 amino acids. The transcript is spliced from 4 exons.